UGUUAUUCAAAAUAAUAACACCGAGGUGCAGGAUUGAGCAAUGGGAAAUGUACUUAAUGAGAUGACACAACCUUAUUUGCCUGCCUUGGCAACUCCCAUUCUGAACGACAUAAAGUAGAGUAGCAAACAUACGCUUCUCCUUCAGAGCAGCUGUGCUGGGAGCUGAUCCUUUGUAUCCGAAUCAAAAACCGAUGUAAAUAAUGAGUUUUAACGCUAGCAACUUUCUGUACUCGUCUUCCACCUUCAACGGAGGGUCCUACAACCCAUCGAAUACGCAAACCAUGGGCGGUGGAAGCCGGACCUCAGCUUCGAAGACUUGGUCCUUUUCCUCCACCGGCUCGGGGGGAUAUGACCAUGGGAAUGAUUACAAAGAAAGCUCGCUAUCCGGCAACGGCAAACAGACCAUGCAGAACUUAAAUGACCGCUUGGCCUCCUAUCUGGAAAAAGUACGAUCUUUGGAGGAGGCCAACGCCGACCUUGAGACUAAGAUACAAGAAUGGCACAAAAAGAAGGCUACUAACAGCAAAAAGGACUACAGUCAGUAUGAAAAGGCCAUCAGUAAUCUACAAGCCCAGCUUAUUGAUGGACAUUUGCAUGGAGCAAAGUUGACAUUACAGAUGGAGAACGCCCAACUCGCUUCUGAUGACUUCAAACGCAAGUACGACACAGAGAAAGCCACGCGCACUGCUCUGGAGAAAGAUUUGGAGGGUCUUCGUAAACUUAUGGAUGAUCUUACCAUUGUCAGGACAGAUCUGGAGAUGGAGGUUGAAGGAAUGAGGAAACAACUUAUAUUUAUGAGGAAGAUCCACGAGGAGGAUAUGCAGAUAGCCGAAGGUCGGAAAAAAGGUUCAUCCGUGAACGUAGAGGUCGAUGCUCCUCCAGCGGCCGAUUUGGGCAAGAUUAUCGCUAAAAUGAGGAAAGAAUAUGAGGCUAUCAUUGAAAAGCACCGCAGGGAGGUGGCAGAACGGUAUAACCAACAGUCAACAACCGUACAGCAGGAGGUAAGCACAAACACGGAGGCAUUGCAGGCUAACAGGAAUGAGAUAAAAGAGCUCAGACGAACCCUACAAACCCUAGAAAUUGAACUGCAAGCGGAAAUCAGCAAGAAACAUGCCCUGGACAAUACGUUGACCGAGACCCAGACACAUUCUGCAGAGCAGCUUCAAAAAAUCCAGACGUUGAUCUGCCAGUUGGAAGCCGAACUGAGCAAAGUCAGAAAUGAUCUAGAAAGACAGAACAGCGAGUAUAAAAUCCUCCUGGACAUCAAAAGCCGCCUGGAGAACGAGAUCGCUACCUACAGACGGCUGCUGGACGGAAAUAACCCCAGCGGAAUAUCCUCAAAUCCAGAAGACACAAGUCGGAAAGUCAGGACAAUAGUUCAAGAUGUCGUAAACGGAAGGGUGGUUUCUUCCACGUUCUCUGAGAUAACCCAGAAGCCAUGAGAAAUGAAGACAACUUAGAGAAAAAGAAAA
This is a messenger RNA of Spea bombifrons (plains spadefoot toad), 1472 nucleotides long. Its product is annotated as keratin, type I cytoskeletal 19-like. The record is from RefSeq and is a predicted model, not a curated record. Bases 201 to 1442 code for a protein of 413 amino acids. The transcript has 8 exons. NCBI's taxonomy places the organism in Eukaryota, Metazoa, Chordata, Amphibia, Anura, Pelobatidae. Gene Ontology annotation, molecular function: structural molecule activity.